AUGGUUUUGGCGAUAAUACUAUGGCUGGUUCUAUUUCUAGCAUCACCCAUACUGGGGCUUCUCCAUUUCUACGCUGCUGCUGGUGUACGUACUUGUUUCUACAAGGAACUCGGCCAGAAAUCGCUACUUGUAGGAAGAUACAAGGUAGAAAUUCGUGACGAGGACACAGAGAUCUACUAUCCGCCACGAAAUCGUCACAAUAUAGGAGCUCUUAUAGAUGUUGAGGAAACUUUUGACUCCAACCAUCGUGUAGUUCAUCAGAAAGGCGCUGCCAUAGGUCAGUUCACAUUCAGCGCAUUAGACUCAGGAGACCAUCGGAUCUGUAUAACGCCCAGAAGCUUCUACAGCAAGAAAAGUAAAUGGUACGGUGGCAAUGCCAACAGCGGAUCUUCUCAUGAGGACGAAGAAGCUGAACAAUUCGAUAUAAAAGACCUGAAGUUCAGACACGCUCGUAUAACAAUCGACUUUUUGAUCAGCGACGAGUUUAGUGCAGAUUCCAAACACUCACAAUCAGUCGAAACCCUUGCUUCACAAGUUAACCGGCUCAAUGAUAAACUCACGGAUAUCAAACGAGAACAAAAGUUCAUUCGUGAGAAAGAGGCUGUUUUCAGGGAUCUCUCAGAAAGCACCUGUGGGAUUGUAAUCCGCUGGCUGAUUAUCCAGCUAGGAGCACUUGGUGUGAUUUGUGUCUAUCAGCUAUUGUCACUUCUGCGGUUCUUUGUCAAACAAAAAGUAUCAUAA
This is a messenger RNA of Scheffersomyces stipitis CBS 6054, 741 nucleotides long. It is a transcript of the gene ERP1, whose product is annotated as p24 family protein. The transcript has a single exon. NCBI's taxonomy places the organism in Eukaryota, Fungi, Ascomycota, Pichiomycetes, Serinales, Debaryomycetaceae. The coding region runs from base 1 to 741 and encodes 246 amino acids. The record is from RefSeq and is a predicted model, not a curated record. Gene Ontology annotation, cellular component: Golgi apparatus; endoplasmic reticulum-Golgi intermediate compartment; endoplasmic reticulum. Gene Ontology annotation, biological process: endoplasmic reticulum to Golgi vesicle-mediated transport; intracellular protein transport; Golgi organization.